AUGCCAACCCGGGCGCUGCUGCCCAUCCUGCUUCUCUGUGUGCUGCUGCCGCAGGCCCAGGGAGGGCCCCGCAAUCGGAAGAAAAUUCAGAAUACACAGCUGCCCACAGAAAUCAAGGCCUGUGAGAAAAGAGUGAAUAUACAUAUGUGCAAACGCCACUGUCAAUAUCACCGGGAAUGCCAAGCAAACAACAUAUGCUGUUCAACCUUCUGCGGAAAUGUUUGCGUGAACAUCCUGUGA
Molecule: messenger RNA, 240 nt
Organism: Rhinolophus ferrumequinum (greater horseshoe bat)
Lineage: Eukaryota; Metazoa; Chordata; Mammalia; Chiroptera; Rhinolophidae
Gene: WFDC10A
Product: WAP four-disulfide core domain 10A
Exons: 2
Coding region: 1-240 (79 amino acids)
Cellular component (GO): extracellular region
Molecular function (GO): peptidase inhibitor activity
Source: RefSeq, a predicted model, not a curated record